Molecule: messenger RNA, 4786 nt
Organism: Mytilus trossulus (common blue mussel)
Lineage: Eukaryota; Metazoa; Mollusca; Bivalvia; Mytilida; Mytilidae
Exons: 2
Coding region: 115-1233 (372 amino acids)
Source: RefSeq, a predicted model, not a curated record
AAGAAACAAACAUGACGGUUCUUGUAGGUCGUGGUUCAAUAAACUUAAAUAUAUCCAAUAUUUACUUUCAGAAAAGUAAACCAUACGUUUGAAGUAUUUCAAUGAUCGGUGGAUAUGGGUAGCUUUAGGACUAUUGGUAAAAAAAUUAAAAUGGCGAUGCCUAGAAUGCAGAGUAGUUCCAGCCAAUGUUGCUUAUGUUCUAUUGGUGUGUUUAUGUUUCUAUUUGGCAUCAUAAUGAUAGCUACGGGUGCUAGUCUUAUUCUUAAUUACGGGAUAGUAAACGACGAUUUGUUGCUACCAGAACUUAGAAACGAUGAAGGAAAGAAAAUUGUAGGAAUUGUUUUAAUAUGCGUAGGGUUAGUUUUUGGAAUAGUGAGUGUGUCUGUAAGUGCUUAUUACUUUUGCGCGCCUGAAAAACAUCCAACUAUCAAACCGGAUGAUAUCAGAAGCAUUUCUAAUGGAAGUACUUUGUCUGGUACAAGACUAACAUCUACACAGAGAUCUGGUUCUAGACCUGGUUCUAACCAAAGUGCAAGAAGCGGUUCUAACCAAAGUGCACGAAGUGGUUCUAAUCAAAGUGCAAGAAGUAAUGGUCAAGGGGCAAGACGGAAGGUUAGUCCAGCUGAUGGACCACUCAAACCGAUCGAAAAAUCUUCAGGGAGUCAAUUUUCUCAAAGUAUACCUAGUGUUCACCAUAGAUCGAAAAACAAACAUAAGACGAAAAAGAAAAGCAAGCGACUUGUAACAAAGACACCAUUAGAAGAUAUAAAAGAAUUAGAUACGGUGUCCAGGAAAACAAUGGACAUCGGUGACGAUAAUAAUUACGAUACUCCACGAAGCCCGAGUGAAUUAGACUCUGCUUCGAUUAAUACUAGUGAAACGUCUAGUAGAGUACCAACAUACCACGUGACAGAUUAUAGCAUACAACAGACAGAUCAUAGCAUAAUAGUACAAAAUGGGAGUAGCAUAAACAAUUCGAAUCAUUAUGACAUGCAAACAAAUAACAGUGAGAUUGACGCAUAUCAUAAUGCUCUUCCGGGCACAGCGUCCUCGGAAAACGACAGUGACGAUCAAAUCAUAAAUAAAAAUAAAAGAAAAAAUCAUUCGCAUGGUAGUCAUGACAAUCCAACUUUCGAUGGUUGUGAAUUAGAAUCCACCGGAAGCGAGUCUACAAUCAACAAAGCAAUAUUAAGUGAUGUAUACGACGAAAAGUCCCAAACUUCAUCAUUGUGAUAGUAGUUUUUUUUUUAAAUACAACGCUGUGACGUCUGCUGGUUUCAAUCGUCACUCGCCUGCUGAAUUUUGAUUGGCUGGUCCACUCAUGUGAUAACAUAUUUGAAUGAAGUGCUGAAUAUUAUAAGUCACUGGUGUUUUUAAUGUUCUAUAACUAGUAGUUACAUGUUAAAAUGUGUCGUAUGCUUGUGUCAAAAUGCCAAAUAUCUCCGUCUUUAAAGUAUAAAUGAACUGUUUAUUAGAAAAUAUUAAAUGCGUUGCCUCCAAACGCUAGAUUCAUACACUAUAAUCAUAAAUGCCACUAUUUUCUGGCACUUACAAUGUUGCCUAUACUUUAAUACUAUACCAGCUGUCAUUAAGUGUUCUCCUUGGUUUUCAGAGGUCCUCUGAUCGUUUCCUCAGAAGUGUAGAAGAACAUGCACCAAUAAGGCCGAUAUGGUUGUAAACAGUAGAACUUUGCAAACUUUUAUUCUGAAUUCAAUUCAAUAUAUUCAAUAUUUUCAAUUGUCCAUAUUUAAACCAUCGAUAAUUCUCAGAUAUACACAUAUUUUUUCAUUUCUCAUUUUUUUUCUGACAAUCAUUGUUAUUUUAUAUAAUACGAAAUCAUUUGAAGUAGAAGUUAAAAUGUCAUUUUAUAAACCUUCAAUUUAGAUCGUAGAAACAAUCUUAUUUCUAGACAAGCAAGAACUGACUUGUUUCUGAUAAAACAGUAUAGUUGCGAAACAUAUUUUUUAUAGAUCAAGGACAAACCGCGCCUACAAUCUGCAAAUUAUAAGGCUAGUUAACAAAUUUAAUUCCUUGCAUGAUUGUUUACAUUAAAAUUAGCUUACAGAAAUUAAUUAAUAAAAAUUUACAUUCUGAAAAAAACAUAUACAGUAUAUAUUUAGUAGUUACUAUAUACACGAACUAAAAACUAAAAUCUCCGUUAUAGCUUAGUAUUUCAUUAUUCGGCCAUUUAGAUAAAGUUUUGUCUGUCACCAACUGCCUUUGGUUUAAGCCAGAUGCUCAUGUUUGUUCCACCGUGAUUGAGUUGUACGAGUUUAAACAAUCAUAUUAACAAUCGUUUUUCAUAGUGUAGUCGGGUAGGUUAUUCAGGGAGUACACUACUGACCAAUUUUAUUAUUGUAUUUAGAUAUGAAUUAUUAAUGUUAAGAGUUGUGGCAAUCUAAUUGAAAUAUCGUUAUCUGAUUUAAUUAUACUCAUAUGAGUAUACUCUUAUAUGUACGAGCACGCGAGUUAAUUUAGGUCUGAAUUUUUAUCAGAUUUGAGGUGUGUGUGAGAGCGAAAUUUUGGUGCACUUGAUCAAUGCAGAACAGUCAGAGUAUAAUCUUUUAUUCUUAUACAUAUAUUUUUUUGAGUGUUAUUUAAACUGAACAGCUUUUUACAUGCCAUUUAUUUUUGUCAAUGCAAAUUUGUAAUGUAUGCAGUAUGCAGUAUACAUUUGUAGAUAAUCAUUGUUAAUUCUGGUCAAUGCAAGCUCAUGUAGUGUGUCUGUUAGAAAGAUAUUUCUUCAUAUUUUGUAUAAUUUAACUUAUUUUUGUCUGUAAACGAAAUAUUUUUUUAUAUCACCAAUAAUUACUGUAUAUUUUUUCACCUAUUUGUCGUGUAGACAGGUACAUAAUUCGAAACCAUUUUUCAAUUCAAGAAGUGGAAAAUAAUCUUUCAGUUAAUAAGCCUAACUAUUUAGUAUGAGUAGUUCUAUUUUUUUUCCAAACAAAACUUGGUUUGCUAGGGAAUGUGUCAUUUUCAAUCAAGUGAAGUUUAUAUUUGGGAAUACAAAAAAAAAUCGGAAGUUGUCAUUUCAUGAAUCUAAUAGUUUCCAUUAUUUAUUAAAUCCAACAUGCAAUUAAAUGCCUGUAUUCUAUGAAUAUAUUGUUUAUGAAUUGCAAGUAUCCGGUUUGCAUGGUUGUAGGUUUUUGAAUCAUCCUUUUGGGACAAAUUUCGACUUUUCGUCCAAACAGAGAUACAAUAGCCUGAUUAUUAUAUAUAUGGUCCGAAAUAAAGAGUCUGUGCUCUUUAUUGAUAUGACUACUAUUUGCUUAUUUUAAUUUCUUUUGAUUACAACUUUUGAGAGAAAGAUAAAGGCGGCUGCAAUAAGUAUAAUUUCUAUGAUGGGUUCGUCUCUUUAAAAAAAAACUCAUCCAGAAUAUGCAUGAAAUAUUUGCCACUGGACGUGAAGCAAACAUUAAUCACUCACUUUUUUGUGUCAAAUCCUGCAAUAAUCCCUUUCCAAAAUGAUUUACAGUCAAAACUGCUGAUGAAACAUUUUUUGUGAUAUUUGUCUAAACUUCUAAUGUAUAUUGUUAUCGAUUGAAGAUCGGAAAUUACGUCAUUAAACUUUCAAAUGUUCACAAUUGAAAUCAAAGUUUUGAGAUUCAGUACGAAAUAAAGUUAAAAUUGAAAUGAUCAAAACUUGCAGUUAAUUUGAAAACUUACAACAGUUUACGACAAUCAUAGUGCGGGUUUCUUCUUAAUAUAUCAUACGACAGACUUUGCCACUGAUAUUGCCAAAGUUUUGUCCCUAUAUAAUAAAGCAGGAUACAGGUAUUCCUCAGGUACAAUGUAUAAACUGACAUUAUGUAAUAAUCAUCUACGUCACCAACACACGAAUUUCACUCGACAACCUUUUUUUAUUUUAACAAAAAAAGGUAUUUCCCCUGUUUUUUUUUAAAUGGAUGUAAAGAGAAGAUUGAGUAAAACAUACAUCAAUAAAACAUUAACUUGAGCAAGGAACAUAUAACCGUUUCCAGCUUGAACUUGAGCAAGGAACAUAUAACCGUUCCCAGCUUGAACUUGGAACUUGCGAACCAAAUAUGACAAUCUGAGAAUAUAUGACAUUGAACAUUGAGCAAACAAUUACUGAUCGAUAAAUCUUACAUCGUCUACUUUGUUCAUUAAUUCAAACGAAAGACAUUUAAAGUUAGAAUAAAAUUGUUUUCAGCUCGCUCUUUGAAUAUAUUUAGAUUUAUGCCAGGUUCUCCUGAAGUUAGUGGUAUAAGUGGAGAGUUGUCUCAUGGCAAUUAUGCCACCUCUUCUUUAUUAUGUCGAGGAACAUAUUCCUUAAAAAUCAUAAUUAUAUUGAUUGAAAAUCAUGAAAUUAGCAGGUGAUUAUUUUGAGCCUUAACUCUCUCGAAGACUGCAUGGUCUCUUUACAGAGACAUUAUUCGGCUAAAGUCUAAGUAACUAAGAUAAAUAUAGCAUAAGUAAUAAAACAACCAAGUUUUGUAUGUCCCUGAAUACGAAUAAGCUGCACAACAUUUAUAUUAUUUACAUAAUUCGGUAUCGGUAACUGUGAUAGUGAUGCAUUGACCCUAAUCUUUCUGAUAUUGCAAUAAAUUUGUGUAUUAUAAUCAAUAUUGCAAAUAUAACGUGAUAAAAAACUUGAUAAUAAUUAUUAAAAAAAAACAUGUUUAAGGGAUUACAAUAGUACUGCCUUUGAAAUAUAUUAUACAGUUCUGUCUAGAUUGCUUGUCUUUGUAUAAGUGAAGAAUAUCUUUAUUAUUAUGUUAUCUUAUGAUUUUUUUGAAAAUAAAAAUCAACAUUUAAAAAAACA